UGGACUACUAUAUCCUUCAUCCAACUCUGGAAUGAGUUCAGUGAAGGCAGGAAAGGGAGGGAGGGAUAGAGAGUGAAGAGGGAAAGAGGAAGAGAGAGGGUGAGGAACAAGGAAAAGGAGUGGGAGAGAGAGCGAUCGAGUCACAAGAGACACAGAGACAAACGGGAAUAUACACAGAGAUAGGGAGAAAGUAGGAGUGGGAGACAAAUUUGAGCAACUCUUGGACCUUCUUUCGGUUUGAAAACUCGAGCGAACGUGUGUUCUUUAGUUUAGUUUCGUUUUUUUUUUUUGGGGGGGUACUCUUUUUCUUUAUUAUUUUUAUUAUUACUACUAUUAUCAUUAUUUGGGUUCUUUCUUCUGUCCCCGGCGGGAAGAGUUCGGGGAUGCCUGCUGGCAUGUUCAGCAUCGACAAUAUCCUCGCCGCCCGGCCUCGCUGUAAGGACUCUGUGCUGCCUCUGGCCCCUAGCGCCGGGGCCCCGGUGGUCUUCCCGGCCUUGCACGGAGACUCUCUCUACGCCAGCGCUUCAGACUACGGCAGCUUUUAUCCGCGAGCAGUAGCCCCCAGCGGAGCCGGCCUCCAGACUGCAGUCGGUAGCUCGCGUUUGGGCUACAACAGUUACUACUAUGGGCAGCUGCAAGUGCAAGCGACGCCCGUCGGCCCAUCCUGUUGUGGGGCGAUGCAACCUCUGGGGGCCCAGCAGUGCUCCUGUGUUCCAUCCUCAGGUUACGAUGGCUCGGGCUCAGUCUUGAUGUCUCCGGUACCCCACCAGAUGUUGCCCUAUAUGAACGUGGGCACCUUAUCGAGGACAGAGCUGCAACUGCUCAACCAGCUCCAUUGCCGGCGGAAGCGGCGACAUCGAACAAUCUUCACGGAUGAACAGCUGGAAGCACUGGAGAACCUCUUCCAGGAGACCAAGUACCCCGACGUGGGCACCAGGGAACAGCUGGCUCGGAGGGUGCACUUGAGGGAGGAGAAAGUAGAGGUCUGGUUUAAGAAUCGAAGAGCAAAAUGGAGGCGGCAGAAAAGGUCGUCCUCAGAGGAGUCAGAAAAUGCAAGGAAAUGGAGUAAGGCUUCGAAGCCAUCCCCAGAAAAAAGGGAAGAGGAAGGUAAAAGCGAUUUGGACUCUGAUAGCUGAUAGCCCCGGAAUGGAACUUUGGGACUUGCAUACCUUUAGAGACUUGCACAUACAAUGCUACUAUCUUGCACACUUGCUGCCUUUGUGGGGAUGAAGGAAGGGAAAUGAGGAAAACUGUAAACUGGUGUACAUAUUUCCUGGUGUUUCUUGUAUAGAACUGAUUGCAGAGAGGCUCCGCCAGUCUAACAACCCCCUCCCUUCCCCUAUCGCAUUCUGUAGUAUUUAUAGUUAAGUUAAAGGUGAUGAUACAAUAAAUGGAU
Molecule: messenger RNA, 1396 nt
Organism: Antechinus flavipes (yellow-footed antechinus)
Lineage: Eukaryota; Metazoa; Chordata; Mammalia; Dasyuromorphia; Dasyuridae
Gene: GSC
Product: goosecoid homeobox
Exons: 3
Coding region: 384-1136 (250 amino acids)
Biological process (GO): regulation of transcription by RNA polymerase II
Cellular component (GO): nucleus
Molecular function (GO): DNA-binding transcription factor activity, RNA polymerase II-specific; RNA polymerase II cis-regulatory region sequence-specific DNA binding
Source: RefSeq, a predicted model, not a curated record